Molecule: messenger RNA, 2571 nt
Organism: Penicillium canariense
Lineage: Eukaryota; Fungi; Ascomycota; Eurotiomycetes; Eurotiales; Aspergillaceae
Exons: 2
Source: RefSeq, a predicted model, not a curated record
UUCUCCCUCCUCGUGCUCUCCUCGGCAUCCCCGUCUCCCAUCGCGCCCACCAUGGCUGAGUCGCGGGAGUCGCAACACUCGCUUCUGCCUUCGGAGGAGGACCUGGUCAGUGCAAAGCGGCACCGCUCGUGGAAUCCGCUUGAUAGUCGCACCUCAACCGACGCCGAAUACUCCUUUCUCCCGGCAUCCGCACAUGAGAGCUUCUCGGAGGCAGUGUUUCGAGAAGUAGGGUUGGGCAUCAUCAACCCCUCCGGUGAAACGCUGCCUGCCCAAGGCAAGCGCGAUUCGAUCUCCAGCGCCGGGAGCCAGUUCAGCCAGACAACUGCGACCACGCCGGGCUUCUUGAAAACGCCUCAGGGGACACCGGCGAUUUCACGCUCACAUCCCUCUCCUGGGAAUUGCCCAAGUCGAGUGACAGUUCUUCAAAAACGCUUCUCGUGGGUUCCAGUAACGAUUUUCGUCCUCGCGUUCUAUGCGACGGUUUUUUCCGGCGUAUAUCUCGCCAUUGCGAUUCGAAAGCCAAGAUGGAACAAUGUCAGCAGCGACGGAUCAUUGGCUCCUUCAACGGCCAGCUUGCUAUGUGCCUUCUUUGCGAAAACCAUUGAACUAGCCUAUGUCACAAUAUGCGUUGCAUUCCUGGGCCAAGUGCUGAGUCGGCGUGCUCUGACGAAGGACUCCCGGGGGAUCAGCAUUUCGGAUAUGAACAUGAGAGCUUGGAUCAUGCAGCCUGGGUCAAUGAUUGUCCACUGGGAGACACUGCGGUACUCAGCACUCACCUUUCUGGGUGCUAUCGCAUUGGUUGCCACUUUUGUCGCGAUGCUGUACACCACAGCGGCGGAAGCCCUGAUAUCACCAAAGCUCUCAAUGGGUCCAAAAGAGGACACAAGUCUCUCUGGUAAGGUUUACACCAGUUUUGGCAACGUCGAUUUCCUUUCAUUAAACUGCCAAAGCCCAAUCCCGCAACAAAUGGACCCCCUCGCCCGGAACGACACUUGUCUUCAGAUGGUGCACGUAGGCCAGGCCUACCAUAACUAUCAGCAAUGGAUCACAGCAUGGGCCAAUUUCAUAAGUGACGGAAAUGACACGUCCGACCAGCUCCAGACCCGACCAAGACCCACUGGCUCCAUGUGGGAUAAUACUACAAUCACAGGCAGCUGGAUCGAGGUCCAAAAUUUGACGGACCUUUCUAAAAGGCAUGGUCGUAUGGUCAACAACAUUACUAUGGCUAUGCCGCAUGGCAGUAUCCCAAUCGCAGCUUUGGAUGAGAAAAAUGAUAUUCGCCAACCGCAAGAUGCGUCCGGCGAGGGCAAGUAUAGUAUUGAAGCCUCAGUACCUUCGCCCGCUGUCAACGUCCUCUGUGUGGGCAUGAACAAGUCCGAACUAUCACCCCUGGUCUACUCCACCUGGCCAAAUGUACACUUCAACGCCGCAAUAUGGAGCGCUACACCCCCGACCGACAUUCCCCGAGUCCCAUCCUGGCUCAAUCGAACCGUCGUUGACGACAUCUUCGGAUUUGGCAAAAAAUAUGGCCAGCGGCCCCCUAUCUUUGGCACCUACCCGGAAUCCAAUAACACAAUCCUGAACACGACAGGUCUCUGGCCAGCGAACUCAAUCUACCUCCUCGGCAAACCAAGUGUCGCACAUCCGGAGUACGUGAUGUGCUCUAUUCGCGCUAAACAAACUGGCGUUUGCUCGACGCGCUACGACGCUGCGUCCAGCGGCGCUUUCCUCAGCUCCAAUUGCGAAAACGCCACUAACGCCCUCCAAUACAACCGCAAGGAAAAGAAUUUCAUCGAGGGCGCCUGGGAAGCAGACUGGAAGAAUGUGGCCACCGGGUGGGCCAACUCACUCAGCCUGGGCUCGGGCAUUACCAAUGCGCAAGCGAGUAACGAGCGCCUGCUUAUGCAGAUGAUGCCCGCCUACAAUCCCGACUUGAAAUCCUAUUCUCUAGACCCGUCCCUCCCCUCCGUGGGCGAAGCCCUCGCCGUGAUGUCCGGUAGCACGCUCAUCCUCUCUUCGCAAAACGCACCCUUCGUCCAAGGCUUCAACUACACCGAGCCCGACGAUAUCCUCCCCGAGCCCGUCUAUCAGCAUUUUGCCGCCACUCUGCAAGCCUCAGGCUACGCCUCCGGUGGCACCGAGCGCUGGCAGGGUGUCUUCUACGUGGUCCUCGUCUUCGCCUUCCUAACCUCUUUCAUAUGUCUGGGCUUCGUGGUCUUUGAAGCCCGCGGCCACCAAAUCACCGACUUCACCGAGCCGCAGAAUCUCUUCGCGAUUGCAGUGAACAGUCCUCAGUCCUCGCAGCUGCGGGGCGCUUGUGGAGGUGGUCCAAUUGGCCGGCAGAUGAAAGAGAGGUGGUAUAUCGGCAUGGACGAGCCUGAUGCGCACUAUUACAUCCGCGCAAAGAAGGACGGCGUAAGCCCGCACGUCGAAGCUAGGUCUACGGGGUACCAGGGGCUUGAACAGAUGGAGGUGGAGGAUGGGAGUGGUAGGAUGAAUCCCGUUAGUCCGGCGGUGGAUGAAUUCCGGCGGGUUUCUACACGAAGUUCGUUCUUAGGGAAACUUUAUUAA